Fomitiporia mediterranea MF3/22 is the source of this 3084-nucleotide messenger RNA. RefSeq lists its product as uncharacterized. Lineage: Eukaryota; Fungi; Basidiomycota; Agaricomycetes; Hymenochaetales; Hymenochaetaceae. Gene Ontology annotation, biological process: formation of cytoplasmic translation initiation complex; translation reinitiation. The record is from RefSeq and is a predicted model, not a curated record. The annotation marks the transcript as partial. Gene Ontology annotation, cellular component: eukaryotic translation initiation factor 3 complex, eIF3m; eukaryotic translation initiation factor 3 complex, eIF3e; multi-eIF complex. The transcript has 5 exons. Gene Ontology annotation, molecular function: translation initiation factor activity; mRNA binding.
AUGGCGCCAUUUUCGAAGCCCGAGACGGUCCUCAAGCAGGCAGAGGGUCUCGUCUCUGUUGGGCAGUCUCACGCAGCCCUGCAGUCACUUACAGAAAUGUUCUCCUCAAAGCGCUUCCGUUCCACCCCGCUCGCGUCUCUCGAACCCAUCAUGCUUCGGUUCGUCGAGCUGUGCGUAGAAAUGCGCAAGGGCCGUACGGCCAAAGAAGGCCUCAUGCAGUACAAGAAUAUCGCGCAGAACACCAGCGUCGGCUCAAUCGAAGUCGUCAUCAAGAAGUUUGUUGCGCUUGCAGAUGCCAAGGUCCAGGAGGCGCAGGAGAAGGCUGAGAAAGCCGUUGCGCUCGUCGAUGUAGAUGACCUUGAGGCGAGCGAGACGCCCGAGAGCAUUUUGCUUGGGGCCGUCAGUGGAGAUCAAAACAAGGACAGGACGGAUAGGGCGCUUGUUACGCCCUGGCUCAAGUUCCUUUGGGAGAGCUAUAGAACGGCUCUUGAAACUCUUAAAAAUAAUGCCAGACUGGAGGGAAUCUACCAGCAAAUCGCACAACAAGCCUUCAAAUUCUGCUUGAAGCAUCAGCGCAAGGUCGAAUUCAGACGUUUGUGCGAGACACUACGUCUUCACCUUGCAAACGUAGCAAAAUAUGCACACCAACCGCAUUCUAUUAACCUUGGUGACGCCGAUACGCUGCAGCACCAUCUUGAUACACGUUUUGCGCAGCUUAAUACAUCCGUCGAGCUCGAGCUCUGGCAAGAAGCCUUCCGUUCAGUCGAGGACAUACAUAAUCUCCUUAAUAUGGCGAAGAAGUCACCUCGUCCAGCUAUGAUGGCGAACUAUUACGAAAAAUUAACUAGAAUAUUUUUGACGAGUGGAAAUGCCUUGUUUCAUGCCGCGGCGUGGGCGAGGUAUUACUCUAUUGUCAGGUCCGCCGGAGGGAAGACGGACGAAGAAUUAAGUAGACUGGCAGGACAAGUGCUCAUUAGCGCGCUUGCUGUCCCUGUUGGUCAUGCGUCUGAGGAAGAUGAAGUCAGAGGGAGGACCGCGCGUCUUACAGCUUUACUCGGUCUGACUAAGACACCGACACGUACUGGAUUAUUGAAAGAAGCGUUAUCACGUAAUGUGCUUAGACUUGCCCCGAAAGUCGUAAAGGACCUCUAUAACAUCCUAGAAGUGACCUUCGACCCGCUUUUACUCUGCAGCAAUGUCGUCCCGCUUCUCAAGGAUCUCUCCUCAGAUCCAAACUAUGCAUCGUAUCUCCCACUUCUGCAACGCGCCUUGCUGAGUCGUCUUCUCGCACAACUCGCACAGGUCUACUCAACGAUGGAGGUCUCGCGCCUGCUAGAGCUCGUUACACCUCUGCACGGCUCAUUUGAGGGCGCAUACGAGGCACCACAGGUUGAGGCAUUCCUUAUGGCAUGUGCGCGUAGUGGAGAUUUACGCGUGCGCAUCGACCAUGCUUCGGGAAGCUUAACGUUCAUCGAUGAGGCUUUUGGGAGCCCAGUUGCUGGCUCGAGUACGGCGAUUUUGAACGCGUUGGAUAAGAGCGUUCAACCCUCAGCGAGUGAACUUGUGCGUACGAGGUUGAGCAGUGUCGCGACGUGUUUGCAUAAUGCGUUAAUCGCUAUUAACCCACCUCCCUCCGAAGCGGAGAAAGAAAAAGAAGAUAAGGAAAAACUUGCUCAGCUCGUGGCCGUUGCCAAUGCGGAGCGUAAAGCCUUACAAGUCCGACGAGCGAUUGUUGCUCGGCGUAGGGAGCUUAUUUCAGAGUUGAGUGUGCGGAAAGAGAAGGAGGAAGCAAGUCGACGUGCAGAGGCGAGUAGGAGGGAGAAGGACGAGGCUGCGCGUAGGGCAAUGGAGGACAUGAGGAAGAAGCAGGAAGAGAGGCUGAGGAGGGAUAGAGAGAACUUCGAUAAGGAGGAGGCGAGGAAACUCGCACAAGAAUUAAAGGAGAAGAAUAUUUUGAAGGUCGAUGUGGACGAUCUCGGAGAUUUGAACAGAGAAAACCUCCUUUCUCUACAAGUCCAACAAAUCGAAAAAGAAAAGAAAGAUCAAUCCGAACGGUUGCGUAUCAUCGCCAAGCGACUCGAUCAUACUGAGCGAGCCUUCCGAAAGGAAGAACGGCCCCUCCUCGCGCAAGACUAUGAGCAACAGCAAGUUGACGAUCGUCGCGCAUUUGAAGAAUCACAAAAAUCCCGUCUCGAAGCUGCCAAGUUGGCGCACCAGAUGGACCUUGAUACGAAGAAGAGGUUAUCGAGGAUGAUGGAUGACUAUAAGAAGCGGAAGGAUGUGUAUGUGAGUCGACGUGGAGAAGAGUUUGUUAAGCGAAGGAAGGAGGCGGAGAGGAAGGUUGAAGAGGAGAAGAGUAAGAGACGCGCGGCGGUUUUGAAAGCGAGGGAGGAGGAGAGGAAGAGGGAGGAGGAGGAAGAGAGAAUUAGGAGUGAGCAGGAAGAAGAAGAGAGACGUUUAGAAGAAGAACGCAUAGCAGAAGAGAAACGCCAACUCGAAGAAGAAGAGGCUGCCAAGGCCGAAGCAGAGGAAAAAGCCAGAAAGGAAGAAGAACAGAAAGCCGAAGCGAGGAGGAAGCGCGAGGAAGAACGAAAGUUGGCAGAGGAACGUGCGAAGUUACAAAGGCAGAGAGAAGAAGAAGCAGAGGCGCGGUUAUUGGCUCGUCGGAAUGCUCCUCCACCUUCUUCCCAACAACCAGGAGGAGGAAGAGCAGACUCGCCUGCAGGGGCUUGGAGACGUAGUGGUGCGACUCCUCCUGGGGGAGCGACACCUACGCGUCAGGCAAAUGCUACCCCUCCUCCUCCUGCAGUGGAAACACCUUCGACGGCGGGGAAGUACGUUCCUGGUGCGUUCAGACGUGGUGGUGCACCUGCCACCGCUGGUACUGGUGGGGGAUGGCGUGCGCGUGAGGCUGCGAGAGCUACUACUGGAGCUGGGGCGGUGACACCGGAAAGACCUGCUUCUCCUGCUGUUGGAGCUGCUGCUGCUAGUGGAGGAGCUGAAGCGAAAGAGGGAGGGAGGGAUGAGGAUGGGUUCCAGACUGUAUCUGAGAAGAAGGUGUGGCGACCUACGAGGGGAAGAGGU